AUGUACUCCUGGAACACCACCAUUGAUGAUACCAGUUCCGCAAUAUUAUUUACUCCUUACUCUGAAGGUCCCAUCGAAAGUGGGUGGGCGGGCUGGUUUCAGGGCUCUGUCACGCAGUUUGCGUCUACUGGUGGAGAGCAAGCUAUUGGAGACUCCCUGCACAUCACAUCCUUUCCGGGAGCUAGCUUGCAACUACAAUUUAACGGGACUGCUAUUUAUCUAUAUGGCAAAGCGAACUGCACAUAUACUAUCACAUUAGACAACCAGUUCAUCGCUGUUCCCCUCUCAUUGCCCGACGGGUUAUUAUUCUAUCAAGAAAGCCUCGCCCCGACCACUCAUUCCGUUCAACUGACCGCUCAGCCCGAUGUGAACUCUACACAGCAACUCGACUUCGAUCAGGCUAUAUUCACAAACACGAUCGACCAGGAUACCAAUGGUUUGGUCCCGGUCGUUUACGAAAAUUGGAACGGCACGCUGCAGUAUUCGGGGAACUGGGCCAACUUGUCUGGCGUAAACUGGAUACCGAACACUCAAGACCCUGCUCCCUAUGUAGAAACGAACCAAAGCUUGUCCUCGGUCUCGCUAACCUUCACAGAUGGUGUUGCAAUCGCCGUGAAUGGUCCGCGGAACUGGGGACACUGGACAUACAACAUCAGCCUGGAUGGCGAAGUAACUUCGUGGAACUGCAGUACGCUCUGGGGUAUCGGCGACACCGUAUUGUUCUACGAGAACAGCCUGGAUCCCACAAAACAGCAUACCAUCGAGAUGAUAAACACAGGCACGCAGGACUACUACAAACUGUCCCUGAAUUAUUUUACCGUCUAUGCCCUGGAUAACUCGAACGGCAGUGUCGCGUCUACAUCAAGCACCACAGCAAGCGUGUCGUCUAGUACGGCGCCACUCCCUCCCUCCAUAGCGACGGGCAAGAAGACUGACGUCGGGGUUAUCGUAGGUCCGGUGCUGGCCGGCGUAGUUAUUCUCGCGCUUACCCUGUUCGCCGCACUCUGGUGGUGGAGACGUCGUCGCCCGGCACCGCGACAAGAUCCUGUCGCGCCUUUCCCUAAGAACGACAGGCCAGAGAUCUGGGUCAAAGGACAGGAAGCAGGCAUUUCUCGCAAUCCCAUGGUCAGGGUCUACGAACCUAUCCAGGCUCCCAUUGUCUCUGUGAAACGAUCUGCUGCCAGGACGUCCAUCUCUGCGCCCUCCGUGCCUUCCGCAGAGACUCACGCGAGCGACAGUGGUCUGAGCGUGAGCCAGACGAGGCUCCUUCCAUCGCACUCCCAGCAACCGUCGAUAUCCAACUCGCAAUCUACCGGCGCUCCGGCCUCGAUGCCGACGCUGGAUGUCAAUCAACUGGUUGAAUUAAUUGCACAGAGGAUUGACCCGCGAACGAAUAUACCUCAAGGCGACGCACCACCACAAUACCCUGCUUCCUCUUAUUGA
Phanerochaete carnosa HHB-10118-sp is the source of this 1443-nucleotide messenger RNA. RefSeq lists its product as uncharacterized. The record is from RefSeq and is a predicted model, not a curated record. The transcript has 6 exons. Bases 1 to 1443 code for a protein of 480 amino acids. Lineage: Eukaryota; Fungi; Basidiomycota; Agaricomycetes; Polyporales; Phanerochaetaceae.